CGGGCUGGGGGAGGGGAGCGCGCGGCCGACAGUUUCAGGGAGAAAGCAAAAGGCGGGCGCGAGGCUGCCUUUCGGGGCUCUCCUUGCUUGCAGUUCCUCCCGCUUUGCUGACCUGGGAGUCGCGACCUCCAGCACAGGAUGUGGGGCCACAAGUUGUCGCACCUACAAAGCAGGCUCCAGGACCUGCUGAAGGGAGGAGUUGUAUGUUGGGCCCUUCAACAGUGCAAUUUCAAAAGCUUAUUUCCAUUAGCUAUCAAUUGGCACCAUACAGCCUCCAAAUCUCUGACUUGUGCUUGGCAACAACAUGAAGAUCAUUUUGAAUUGCAGUAUGCUAACACCGUGAUGCGCUUUGAUUAUGUUUGGCUUCGAGACCACUGCCGCUCAGCAUCUUGCUACAACUCUAAGACUCACCAGCGCAGCCUGGACACUGCCAGUGUGGAUUUAGGUAUCAAGCCAAGGACCAUUCGUCUGGAUGAGACCACACUCUUUUUCACUUGGCCAGAUGGUCAUGUGACUAGAUAUGAUUUGGAUUGGCUGGUGAAAAACAGCUAUGAAGGGCAGAAACAAAGAAUCAUCCAGCCUAGAAUUUUAUGGAAUGCUGAAAUCUUCCAGCAAGCCCAAGUUCCAUCUGUAGAUUUCCAGAGCUUCUUAGAAACCAAUGAGGGACUAAAGGACUUUCUGCAAAACUUUCUGCUCUAUGGAAUUGCCUUUGUAGAAAAUGUUCCUCCUACUCAAGAAGACACAGAGAAGUUGGCAGAAAGGAUCAGCUUGAUCAGAGAAACUAUCUAUGGAAGGAUGUGAUAUUUCACUUCAGACUUCUCCAGGGGUGACACUGCAUACACCAAGAUGGCUCUGGAUCGGCACACUGAUACUACCUAUUUUCAAGAGCCCUGUGGCAUUCAAGUGUUUCACUGUCUUAAGCAUGAAGGAACAGGUGGCAGGACACUGCUAGUAGAUGGAUUCUAUGCAGCAGAACAGGUACUUCAAAAGGCGCCUGAGGAAUAUGAACUCCUCAGCAAAGUGCCAUUGAAGCAUGAAUAUAUUGAAAAUGUUGGAGACUGUCACAACCACAUGAUUGGGGUUGGACCAGUCUUAAAUAUCUACCCAUGGAAUAAAGAACUUUAUUUGAUCAGGUACAACAACUAUGACCGGGCUGUCAUCAAUACCAUACCUUAUGAUGUUGUCCACCGUUGGUAUACAGCACACCGGACUCUAACAGUAGAGUUGAGGAGACCUGAGAAUGAGUUUUGGGUCAAACUAAAGCCUGGAAGGGUUCUAUUUAUAGACAACUGGCGUGUCCUACAUGGCAGGGAAUCCUUCACUGGUUACCGCCAACUCUGUGGCUGCUAUUUAACAAGGGAUGAUGUAUUAAACACUGCUCGUCUCUUGGGGCUUCAGGCUUAAUAUUGACAGCAUUGGUAUUAUGAACACACUUGGCACCCCGGCUACCAGUAUUUUAUAUGAACAGAAUAGUAUUGUGUCAAAACCUAUUUCAAAUUGUCUCCUUAUCCCUUCACAUAAAACAGAAGUCACCACUUUUUCUAGUAGGGAAACCCAUUAGAGAGACACUUCCAAUUAUCUGAUAUCAGUCAUUUAGUGUGAUACUCUCUUCUCCAAGUUGUAAACAUGAGGUCAUUUGUUUUUUAGACAUUUUGAUAUAAUUUUUGUCAAUCUACUUCAGAAAUACAAUGUCCACGCUGACAGGGAAACAAAAAUAGUCACUAGGUAAAAAUUUAUUGCAACUAGAUCAGUUAGAACGAAAUGCAUUCUAGGAAUAACAAAGUCUUGAUAAAGCAGUGAUUUGCAAAACUUUUGGUCUUAGGACACCUUAACACUCUUAAAAGUCAUUGAAGACCUUAAGAGUUUUGGGGUGUUGGUUAUAUCUAUUGAUACUAAUUAUAGUAGAUACUAAGACGGAGAAGGGUUUAAAAUUCAAAAACACAAAAGCACACAUUCCUUGGCUAUCACAGAGAUGACAUCAUCACAUGUCACAUAGCCUCUGGAAAAGUCCUCUAUACAUUCAAUAGAUAAUGAGAAUAGAAAAGACAAAUAUCAUCUUAGUGUUAUUAUAAAAAAAUUGUUCUUAACCCACAGACCCACUUAAAGUGUUUCAAGGACCCCUCCAGAUUUCUUCAGACCGCACUUUGAGAACCAGUGGGCUAGGGGAUACCUUGGGACAGUCCUUUACAUAAGCCUGCGGAUUAAAGAGUUUAGUUGAAACCCUAGAUUUUUCUCUAUAGUCUCUAGAUCUACAGACACCAUAGGAAUUGCUUAAUAGCACAUGCUCGGUGAUAAGGUAAGAACUGAAUAUAAACAUAGUGUUUUAUCUUGUCAAAAAGAUCAUCUCCACCCAAGUCAUCUCUUGAGGGAUUAAACUAAAGAGUCACAAUAGCUUCUGUGGAACAAACCCAUCAGUUGCAGAAAGUUUUUAGAGACUUCUGAGGUUCCAUAUGAUAAUUCAUAGAUCCAUACACAUACACACACAACACAAGAGAGUGCAGAGGGUUAGUCUGUAAGAUUGUUCAUGGAACUCAUCAACAUGGAUGAUGUACCUCCAAAGAGAUGGAGUCAUCCAAACUUUCAUUCUGGCUUUUGACGGAUUUUAGGAUACAUUCUGUUCUCCACUUCUGCAGAUUUCUUUUAACUUUUUUUCCCUCUCUUAAAAUAUUAUGCAUGAUAAUUGCCAAGAUUUGACUGGAUUAAGGUUAAUACAUUGCUUCUUUUAUUUUUUUUAAUGGCUUCUUUUAUAUAUGGAGACUCAGAGAUAAGUAUGAAGCUUAUUUCGCCCUGGCUGUCAUUGCAAGGAAAGCUGUAUACAAUAAUAAUUGCAUUGACCACUGUAGAUGAUGAACGAGAAUCCAGGGUAGGGUGUGCACAAGAGGGAAAACAAACAAAACAUUAUUAAGUAUAGGAGUCACAAAGCAAAGCAAAGUCAGUAUUCUGACAGAAAGAGCCUUGAUGUUUCAAGGAGUUACUAGUUCACAUUUAGAAAUUCACUUUAUUGACCCAUCUAGUGCUCCAAAAUAUGUUCACGAAAGAUUUCUGCACUUUAUUUGUACUAUAUGGGAAUCUUCAUGGGUCUUCCAUGAAAUCUGUUUCCCUCUUAGGUCAAAGGAUUGAUAAAGUUCAGGUCUGAAAAAGUAUAUAUCCAUUAGCAAUCAAAACAGAAGUAACAUUUUAAUAUGCAAUUUUUUCUGUCUAGUUGUAUGUACUUCUAAAAUAUGUCACCAUUAGUCUACAUCAGGAUAUUUACCUUUCUUGAAGUUUUGCCCAAAUAUCCCUUAAAAUUACACUAUAGCUGAGGUCAGCAUUGAUUAAUGAGAAGCAAAGGACAUAUUCAUGGCCCUGGAAAGAUAAGGAUACAGAUGAAUUUUCUCCCUUACUGAAGUAUUCCCUUUACCUUCUGUCUACCCUGGGACCUUGAUUCUUUAAUUAUUUCAUCUUCACUUUCCUAAAUUUUCAAUCAAUACUUGUCUACAAUAUACUCCCUUCAGAGGGAGAAAAAAAGGAAGGGAUUUAUUUGAAUGCACUGAAUUCAUGGUGCACUGAAGAUUUUCUAUGUGAAAUGUUUCUUUUUUUGCAUCUCUUUCUAGUGUCCCUGAGAAUGAAAGCACAGGUGUAUGUCUACCAAGCUCACUGUAGAGUCACUUCUACCUUUUGUUAUGAUGUAACAGAAUCAGUAGAGUCUAGAGCACAGGAACCUAACAUAGUGUUUCAUAAUACAAAUUUGUUGGAAUAAGAAUAAAUUAAUGAAUCCUUUUCAAAGAAACUCAUCAAAAAUUGCCACACUGUAACUAUGUUCUUUUGUGAUUGGCUUAACUGGCACCGAAUUUUGUUCUAGAGUGACCAACCAUCCAAGUGUGACCAGGACUGAAAGGUUUUCUGGAUGCAGAACUUAGUUUUUUUUUAUUAAGGUAUCAUUGAUAUACACUCCUAUGAAGGUUUCACAAGAAAAACAAUGUGACCACCACAUUCACCCCCAUUAUCGAGUCCCCCCCAUACUCUAUUAUAGUCACAGUCUACCAGUGUAGUAAGAUGCCACAGAGUUCCCACUUGUCUUCUCUGAGCUACACUGUCUUCCCUGUGACCCCCCACACACCAUGUGCACCAAUCAUGAUACCCCACAAUCCUCUUCUCCUUCCCUCUCCGCCCACCCACCCUCAUCCCUCCCCUUUGGUAACCACUAGUCCCUUCUUGGAGUCUGUGAGUCUGCUGCUAUUUUGUUCCUUCAGUUUUGCUUCGUUGUUAUACUCCACAAAUGAGGGAAAUCAUUUGGCACUUCUUUCUCUGCCUGGCUUAUUUCACUGAGCAUAAUGUCCUCCAGUUCCAUCCAUGUUGUUGCAAAUGGUAGGAUUUGUUUCUUUCUUAUGGCUGAAUAGUAUUCCAUUGUGUAUAUGUACCACAUCUUCAUUGUGUAUAUGUCCACCACUGAUGGACACUUAGGUUGCUUCCAUAUCUUGGCUAUUGUAAAAAGUGCUGCGAUAAAUAUACGGGUGCAUAUGUCUUUUUGAAUCUGAGAAGUUGUAUUCUUUGGUCACCCUACCUUAUUGUCACUAGCUAUGUAUUUUUAUUUAGUAUUCAUUGGUUCCCAUUUCUGACCAAGUGCUUGUGUAUCACAACCUAUUGUAGUCCAUGAUGAAAAAAAAAUGUUGAACUAUGGUGUGUUAUGGUGAUUCCCAAAGUAGGAUCCCCAGACCAGCACCAUCAGCAUCAUUUGAGAACUUGUUAGAAAUGAAAAUUCUCAGGCCCCACCCCACACUUAUUAAAUCAGAAAAUCUGAGGGUGGAGCCCAACAGUUAGUGUUGUAACAAGACGUCAAGAGAAUACUGAUGCCUGUGGGUAAAAUUGUAACACUUCCAGAGUAUCUUGCCAGCUUCAGUGCAUUUGCAUAUCCUCAGGGGUGGAGAGAAGUUCGUCCCACGUCAUUGGGUAAUUACCUGGGCAACUGAGGCCGUGUCUGAACCUGAGAGGUUAAGGGGAGGUCCUUGCUUGCUUGCUGGCUGGCUGGCUUGCUGAUGCCUGAGCAGGAGAGAGAGAAGGCCCCGGACUGCAGUUUGAAGCUAUAAAUGGGUUUUAAACUUUAUUUCUCCCUUUGACUGAUUUUGGUUUUAGAGGUAUUUUGCCCUGGGAUUUCCUCUCCCCGGACUUACAGUGGUCACCAAAAAAGCAAGUCAACUGAGUAAUGAGACAUUCUUGCGUGCAGCCAGUUCCACAUGGAGGGCAGUCAUAUGGAGAAGGACGGGCAGGAGAGAGCUUCCAGUACUUCAGCUCCGUAAGAAAAACUGUAACGUUCCCAGAGUAUCUCACCCGGCUUUAGUGCAUUCGCAUAUCCUCAGGGGUGGAGAGAAGUUCAUCUCCACGGCAGUGGGUAAUUACCUGGGCAACCAGGGCGUGUCUGAACCUGAGAGGUUAAGGGGAGGGGCUGCCGUGCUUGCUUGAUGGCUUCUUCCAGAGCGGAGGAGAAAGACAGCAGUUUGUGAGCAAUAAACGGUUUUUAAACUUAAUUUCUCCCUUUGACUAUUUCGGUUUUUAGAGGUAUUCUGACCCAGGACUUCCUCUCCCCGACUUACCCACUGGAGGGAAGCAGCUUGCUGCCACUGACUCACUGAAUGAGUUGAGGCAUAUGGGUACAGUAAGGAAAAUACCUGCUUCACAGUGUUUCCUAACAAAUCGUGAUUAUUAAAUGUUUGCAGCACAUAAUGACCAAUAAUAAUAGCUAACUCUCACAUAAUGCUUUUCAUGUGCCAGACACUCAUCUACAUGUUGUCAAGAUCCACAGCAACCAUAUCCCCAUUUAAUAAAUGAAGAAAUAGAGGCAAUGAGAGAUUUAAGUGGCUUACCCAAGGUCACACAGCUAAAUGAGUUUCAGAAUUUAGAUUAGUAUCUUGAUAUCUGGCCAUAGAGACAAUACUUUUAAUAAUAUGCCACACUGACACAAUCUAGCUGAUGACUCAUAGACAAUAAUUAUCAUCCCCACUUUCACAGUUGCCGGAGUCCAGCUCCAGUGAGUCCAGGAGUCCCUGAAGGAGGAACGGCGUCGGCAACUGAGCAAAUGAGGACACAGACACUAGCAAAGUUAAGCCGAGCCUGGCCUUUAAUGAAAAGUAGCAGACUGUUUUUAUACUCUUUGAUUACAUAAAGUACAGAUAUUAAUCAUUUGACAUAUAGCGUGGUUACAUGAGUUUGGAAAAUGAGAUUAAAUCAUUUGGCAUGUCCUAG
This is a messenger RNA of Manis pentadactyla (Chinese pangolin), 6219 nucleotides long. It is a transcript of the gene TMLHE, whose product is annotated as trimethyllysine hydroxylase, epsilon. Lineage: Eukaryota; Metazoa; Chordata; Mammalia; Pholidota; Manidae. Gene Ontology annotation, cellular component: mitochondrion. The record is from RefSeq and is a predicted model, not a curated record. The transcript has 8 exons. Gene Ontology annotation, molecular function: trimethyllysine dioxygenase activity; iron ion binding. Gene Ontology annotation, biological process: carnitine biosynthetic process.